GAGCCCAUGUACAUUUUCCUUUCCAUGUUGGCCCUCACAGACCUUGCCUUAUCAAUAACCACCAUACCGACGAUACUGGGCAUAUACUUGUUUAACUCUAGGGAGAUCAGCCUCGAUGCCUAUUUAGCCCAACUCUUCUUCAUCCAUUUGCUUCAAUACAUUGAAUCCUCUGUGCUGUUGCUGAUGGCCUUUGACCGCUUCAUCGCGAUCCAUAACCCACUGAGAUAUGCUUCCAUCUUAACCCUGCCGAGAAUAGCCAAGAUGGGACUGGUGUCUGUGCUAAGAGUGAUGGUCCUAAUAUUUCCACUUCCCUUUCUCCUGAAACGGUUCCGAUACUGUCAUGCCAAUGUCCUCUCCCAUUCCUACUGCCUGUACCAGGAGGUCAUGAAGAUGGCUUGUUCGGAUAUCACAGUCCACAGCAUCUAUGGAUUGUUUACUAAACUCUUCCAGAUGGGGUUGGACUCACUGCUUAUUUUCCUCUCUUAUGUGAUGAUCAUCAAAACAACAGAACGCCACCAGCCGAAGGAAAGCUGA
Messenger RNA from Chelonia mydas (Green sea turtle), 534 nucleotides. RefSeq names its product olfactory receptor 51G2-like. Gene Ontology annotation, biological process: G protein-coupled receptor signaling pathway. The annotation marks the transcript as partial. Gene Ontology annotation, cellular component: membrane. The record is from RefSeq and is a predicted model, not a curated record. Gene Ontology annotation, molecular function: olfactory receptor activity; G protein-coupled receptor activity. NCBI's taxonomy places the organism in Eukaryota, Metazoa, Chordata, Testudines, Cheloniidae. The transcript is spliced from 2 exons.